CUCUAUAAAGCCCGCUGUUCAUCCUCCACCUCCAUCAACUUCUGCCUGAACUCACUCUGAGGUAAAAAUAAUAAUAAUAAUAAGAAGAAGAAGAAGAUGAUGACCGACCUGGAGAGCUCGAUGGCCACCAUCAUCGCCGUGUUUCAGAAGUAUUCGGAAAGAGAAGGAGACAAACACAAACUGAAGAAGAGCGAGCUGAAGGAUCUGCUUCACGACGAGCUGCCGUGUCUGAUUGAGCAUGUGAAGGACCAGGCCGCCCUCGACAACCUGAUGGAGAAUCUGGACACCAACGGAGACGCCGAGUGCGACUUCCAGGAGUUCAUAACAUUCGUGUCCAUGGUUACCGUCAUUUGCCACGAGUUCUUCACGCAAGGCGACGAGUGAAGGAGGAGGCCUCGACAACAGAGGGGAGCUACAGUAAAUUAUAAAGAAGAAGAAGAAGAGGAAGAAGAAGAAGAAGUAGCCUAGCAAUGCAGUAGUCCGGCCUGUUGUCCGGCUGGAGACCUUUUUCUUUUUUUAUCUGGGUCUAAAUAUCUAGACGGCUCCUUAAGUCUUUUUUUGGGGGUAUUUUUUUUUUUAUGUUGCUCAGAAGUUUGUUGCAAAACUAUCCACUGAUUUCUAAUCUUUUAACAACACUUUGCAUGUCGGGCGCCAGUUUUGCUGCAAAUGUUUUUGUACUUUUUAAAUUCAUGCAUGGUUUUCCGAUUCAAUUUGAAAAAGUAGAACUGAAACUUUUGAGAAGCGUUCGCUAGAUUUUGGGUGUGGCUACCAAUUUCUUCUUCCACCAAUCAAUAAUUAAAGGUUAAUCUGUUUAAAGGGCCAGCAAAGUUGGAAAAAAAGUAAGUUUGUCAAAUCUUCCCACUCGCAAAAAAUAAAAAUUCUUAUCGAGGGAAAGGUUUUUUCCUGGAUUGCGGUCACGGUUUUAAAUAUGCGGUUAACGUUGUAAAUUAAAACAAAACUACUUCGUUUUAUUUGAAGUUUGGCUUUAAGUAAGUCAAAAUUACUUUUUGUUACAAAACGUGUCACGAUAAUUAAAAGCUUGUGACCGUUCUAUUUCAGAUAUGGCUACUACAUUCAUCCAAUCAUUAUUUUUUAUAAACUUUAAUUGGAAAGUCAACCAAACUACUGCGUUUGAAAAAACUUCAUGACUAUCAAAUAACUUGUCGUUGGCUAGUAAAAGUUUCAAAAUGGCUCGUGAGAAAAUCUUAAAACUCUAGUUGACUAUCAAACAUUGAAAGUGACGUUUAACUUAGUCGUUGAGCUAAAAUCUUGUAAUUGGCUACUAAAAUGUUAAAAUGGCUUUUUGAUUGUUGCUAGAAAACCAACCAGGAUUUGGAGAUGUAUUGUAAAAUGAAUGUUUCUUGUUUAGAAGAAUAUUUAGCGAUAUUAAAGUAGACAAGUAAUCAAAACUUAUACAUUUAAAAAGUCUAGCUAGCAUAAAAUAAUCAUAAAUAUUCAGAUUUAGUGGCCAACCUGUGAGAAUAACGAAUGUUAGUUUGACACUUUUCUCAUAAUGCAAAGAAAACAUACGAUAGGUAUGAAAUGUUUGUCAAAACAGUUGAUGAUGUGUGUUUUGAACUGAAGAUGAAUUAAAUUAUCAGUGUGA
This is a messenger RNA of Anoplopoma fimbria (sablefish), 1606 nucleotides long. RefSeq names its product S100 calcium binding protein, beta (neural) (gene s100b). Gene Ontology annotation, biological process: positive regulation of canonical NF-kappaB signal transduction; positive regulation of cell population proliferation. Gene Ontology annotation, molecular function: RAGE receptor binding; calcium ion binding; S100 protein binding. Lineage: Eukaryota; Metazoa; Chordata; Actinopteri; Perciformes; Anoplopomatidae. The record is from RefSeq and is a predicted model, not a curated record. Gene Ontology annotation, cellular component: nucleus; cytoplasm. The transcript has 3 exons. The coding region runs from base 97 to 384 and encodes 95 amino acids.